AUGCUCAGGCAACUCGCAAGGACUGCUGGAAAGGCUGCACAACGACCACUCGCACGCUCACUUGCUACCCAGGCUUUGUCCCGCCCCGCCCUGCGCUCCCCUCGCACUCCCUCAUCGCCCUCCGUCCUCAUGCGCCAGGCAUCCUCGACCACCCCGCACUCGUCGACCGUCGACCCGCAGGAGAGCGCGGCGCAGCAGGCUUUGGACGAGGGAACCGAGGCGCUGAGCAGGGGGGACCUCGAGACGGCGAAGAAGGCGUACGAGCGGAGCGUUGGGAUUAAGCAGACGUCUGUCGGCUACUACAACCUUGGAGUCGUCCAGUACCAACUCCGCGACCUCGCCUCGGCGAUCACCUCCUUCGAAGCGUCAAUCGAGCAUACCCCUUCUUCCGUCAAGCCCACCUUCCCCGAUCCCGACGCGCCUACACCCGAACUCACGCCCGCACAAGCCAUCCUCGCCGACACCCACACCAACCUCGGCGCCGCGUACAUCUUGACGAGCCCGCCGCGGCCGGAGAAGGCGCUUGAGCACCUGCAGAAGGCCUUGAUGAUGAACCCCGACGAUGGAGAGGUCUGCUACAACCUUGCCGCGGUUCUCGAAGCGACGGGCGAGCUGGACGAGGCGCUCAUCGCGUACGAGCGGUCAUUGAAGCUGGGCAUUGCGCGGGCCGAGAUCAACGUUCGCAACAUCUCUGCCAAGAUCAUCGGCAAGCGGCGCGAGGAGGAGGAGAAGGCGAAGCAGACUGGCGGUUCCGUCGCCUCCCAGGACGUCUCGCCGUCCUCAUGA
Molecule: messenger RNA, 786 nt
Organism: Rhodotorula toruloides NP11
Lineage: Eukaryota; Fungi; Basidiomycota; Microbotryomycetes; Sporidiobolales; Sporidiobolaceae
Product: TPR repeat containing protein
Exons: 6
Coding region: 1-786 (261 amino acids)
Molecular function (GO): protein binding
Source: RefSeq, a predicted model, not a curated record